AUGGGUUUGGUCCAUUCAACUCCCGAUGAAGACGAUGACGAGAGCAGUUCAGAUAUGGAUUUAGACUCAAUAUCAAGGCUAGAAAGUGAAAGUAGACACCCUACUUCUUCGCUCGUCGAUGAGGAUCCGCAACCAAUACCAAACAUCACAAGACCAUUCACUGGUGCAUUUGCAGUGCUUUCCGAAGAACUAUGCUUAAUGCACCACGAGUCUUUUGAGCGUAACUGGAAGCAGUUAUAUAUAAGACUCGAUUCUGGCAUCACUGGCUGGAAAGGAUACGCUUUAGACCGAGCUACUAAUGGAUUCAAGCCAUAUCCGAUGGAAGUGCUUAUAACUGAAUCUGGUCAAUCAAGUGUUAAUGGAAUAAUGAAGCGUGAUAGUUUUUCUGGUGUAUGCAGGUGGUCGACACUUCGAGAUUCAUUGACCAGACUGGAAGGAUGUAUUGACAGUUCUGGGAGUGCAUCGCACAGAUUCAAGACCGACGUUUGGCUGGGAACCAGCAUACCGCAGCUAGUGACGUUCUCAGAGACUGAAAUAAUACGAGGUUCAGAGAUAGCGGUACCAAACAAGUAUGAAGGUAUUUGGUGUGGACCUUGUAUUGUUGGGAUUUAUGAUCCAGGUAUCCCCCAGUUUUUGGGAGCCUUCGCAGUAGUAGCUGAAGAAGCAUUACCGAUAUCACCAACUCAAUCUACGCCAUUGCGAACUGGUCAACUAAUGAGAGGUCUAUGCUCCAAUACCCGUUUUAAAGGCUAUCAAUGUGAACUAUGCAUCGUAUCCCAGACUACACAUGACACGUCAUCAUCAAUCCAAAUAUCACCAAUCUACAGUACUACAUUCUACGGCACCUUUAGGCUCAAUCCCAUUCACUGUAAAACAUUAUCGGAAAAUGUGUCCUCAGGACUGGGAUGUAGUGUGCAGAUUGAUCUACCUAUAUGUAUUACUAGUAAUGAUGGCGGUAUCACGUUUACUAGUGCACGAUUAAGCAAACCUGCUCGUGUACCUGGUGAACAUAAAGAUGAUGCCGAGAGAAAGGAACGAUGGUGCCUCGAGAAUAUGCCAUUCUCUUCAAUUGAUUUCCCAAUAUUGAGACAGGGCAAUGCAUUAAUUGGAUUCUUUAGACAGCCACGGGUCGCUGUAUCUAAAGAACUACAGAUGCCCGUCAUCGUAACCGAACAAAACCCUCAAGGUCUCGGCAAGACAGUAUCGGAGAUCGAUGUGUCAUUUGCCAAACUAAACAAACCCAAAUCCAAGUUCUCCAUGUGUAUCCCUGAAGUCAUGACCUAUCUCGCCGAAUAUGGGAUCGAGACUGUCAUUAUAUCCGGACUUGAGACACAUGUGUGUGUAUACCAGACCUCUCUAGACUUGCUAAACGAAGGCAUCAAGGUCGUCAUCUUGGCUGAUGGUGUAUCGUCCAUCAAUAAGGGUGAGAUCCCUAUCGCAAUUGAAGCUCUGAGGUCAAUGGGUUGUACUGUCGCAUCCUCGGAAAGCAUUAUGUUCCAGUUGCUGGGAGAUGCAUCGCAUGAAAAGUUUAAGGCUAUUCAAGGAAUCGUGAAGGAUUACAAGGAUAAGACCAAGCUCGCCAUUGACUCCUUUGCUCGCAUUUAA
Molecule: messenger RNA, 1605 nt
Organism: Synchytrium microbalum
Lineage: Eukaryota; Fungi; Chytridiomycota; Chytridiomycetes; Synchytriales; Synchytriaceae
Exons: 6
Coding region: 1-1605 (534 amino acids)
Source: RefSeq, a predicted model, not a curated record